CGCUCUGUUACUUCCACCGCAGCGUUUUAUGCCAAUUGCGGAUUAUUUUUCCAAGGCGACGCAAUCACAUCGCUUGUAUACCCUGGGCUGCCGUUGACCGAAGCCUCGCUGCCUCGUGUCGUGCAAACCACCCGUUCCCUGCACUGUCCCUUCAACCCUGGUCAAGCUCCUUUCGCCCCGGCCCUCCCUGAGCUCACGCCCGCCUGCGACCUUGCGACGCUCGCUGACCUCUUCCUGCCGCUCUCUCCGCGCAAUUGCUUCGAUCCAGACGCGAUUCAUCCGCGUUGUUUGACGAGAGAGGGACCCCACCGAUCACCGCCGCAAUGCCGUCCAAAUUCAAGCCAUUGACGCUUGCGCCCAUCAACUUCUCGCUCACAGAGGGCACCUCAAUCCCUGCGCCGCUCGACUCGCCGCCCGACACACCUCGUCCGCCUACACCAGGCAAAGGACCACUCUCGUCGCACCCCACACCAAAGUCACCCAUCUUCCCACAGCACCGGGUCGGUUCGCCCAACGGCAAGGCCUCUGAGGACUCAGCAGCACCAGAGCCUCCAGUGACACGCGGCCGGACGAGUGACGCAGCUAGCGGUGGCCUGUCGCCCACAAGUCCGGGCUCUCAAAACCGACGGCCGUCUUCUGUACGCCAGUUUCUUGGUCUCCGCACAUUGCCGUCGAAGGACAGUCUACAACAAGAUGAGAGACCAGGUUCGCCAGCUACCAUAGGCAGCCAGGCUCCAAGCCUCACGAGGAAGAAGAGCAGUAGUUGGUUUGGCAACAAGAGGAAGAGCUCCUACUUCGGUAGCGUGCCAGAGGGAAGCGAAAAAGCUCAGGCGGCACCGCUGUCGAGAACAGCGACAAACGGCGCGAUGGGUACUCCUGCGCCUGUCUCGAGAAUCCCAACCGCACAGACGCCGCCGCCUAAGAAGAAGGGCCCGCCCCCUCCCGCUCUGCCUCAACUGAACACAUUUGGGGUGAACGAAAAGACACUGAGCUUCGAUGCGGACGACAUGUUUAAGAACAUCAGAUAAAGCAUUACGAGCAGCAGUCUUUACAAAGGUAAGGUGGCAUCGCCUAUAACCACGAUGCGGUUCUAAUGGAUUGGAGCUUAAUAACGUUUGUCGAUUUGGGCUACGACUUGGGAGUUUAUAAGAUUGGUUGUGGAUAGUACAUUCUCUGUUCUUGCUUGUUGCAUAGCACACGAUACCCCGGGUCGACGCACGAUAGCAGAAGGGCUAGCACGGUUUGGGGUAUUAACUUGGGAUUAGACAGCGGUACUUGUUCGUACUAUUGACUUCUGCCGUGUAUGGUUUGAGCGUUCGUUUUGAUAUUGUACCGUAUGGCGAGG
Messenger RNA from Macroventuria anomochaeta, 1345 nucleotides. RefSeq lists its product as uncharacterized. Bases 324 to 1028 code for a protein of 234 amino acids. The transcript has a single exon. The record is from RefSeq and is a predicted model, not a curated record. NCBI's taxonomy places the organism in Eukaryota, Fungi, Ascomycota, Dothideomycetes, Pleosporales, Didymellaceae.